Messenger RNA from Paramecium tetraurelia, 330 nucleotides. RefSeq lists its product as uncharacterized. Lineage: Eukaryota; Ciliophora; Oligohymenophorea; Peniculida; Parameciidae. The record is from RefSeq and is a predicted model, not a curated record. The transcript has 2 exons.
AUGGAUUAAACUUACAAAAGAAGCAAACGAACAUACAUCAAGAGUUCUUUGUAAACCAGAAAACUUUUAGCUGAACUAGUCUUAAUUUAAGGACUCAAAAUAAAAAAUGCCGCUAAGAAAUUACAGAUCAAGUAUGCAACUGCGAAAUCGAUCAUCCUAUAUUACAGGUAGAAUGUAAUUAAGAAAUAACAGAAUUACAAACCAACAAAGCAAUGUUCUUAUGCUUCAAUUAAAAGUGCUAUUACUUAUACUAUUGUAUCGAAAUUAGCAGGGUAGCAUGUAAAUUCAAGAUGUAUUCACUUCUUAAACGUUACAGAAUCUAAAAAAUGA